AUGGCAGACACUCCACAAACACCUACUCUUCUCACAGUCCCUACUGAAAUCCGUCUGAGGAUAUGGGAGUCCGUCUUCGAUAGGCUCCACUACUUCGGCGGGGUUAGCCAUGAUGACUGCCGCAAUGAGAACCCUCCCAGGGGGUAUAUAGAGGAAGAACCCAAGGAAAUCGUGGACAAGGACUUGGACAACGAUGUCGACCUACCGCCAAAGCCGCUACCACCUUGUCCUUGCAAUGAUCGCCAGCUUCUGCCCCUAUAUCUGUGCCGACAAACGUACGAGGAGAUGAAGGAAGCGUUGACAAAGGCCCGGAUCACAGCCGAGUACACCUCGAACCCAGUCGUUGAGCUCAAACCCACAUUCUUCGGCCGUAUCCACACAUUGAUCCUCGACGAGACUGUCUUUCCGAUCCUGAAAUUCAGUCCUGGGGUGCUGGACCGUGUCGACUACGACGAUAUCGAGUGGGUUUUCCCGGGUCUGAAGCGAGUCGUCAUGCCCGAGGGGUUGGGCUCUGGGUUGGGCCUCCGCUUCCCUUCCUCCAUACCCAUGCACAUCUACAGCUGUUUACGCAACCGCGAGGGACCCAACGGGAUGCCGACGGCGGACAUGACCGGGAUUGUCCGUUCCGACCUCUCGGGCCAUGGCUUCAACGAGCGCUUUCACGCCACCGAGGUCGUUGUCCGCAACGCUGGGAUCGAGGUCUCCAGCACGUAUCGGUACAUGAUCUGGGCGUCCCAAAUCCUCAGCUGGCCGUUCAACACGGACGAGAACGACAUAUACAAGGGGAAUUUCUCUGGGUAA
This is a messenger RNA of Cladophialophora carrionii CBS 160.54, 801 nucleotides long. RefSeq lists its product as uncharacterized. Lineage: Eukaryota; Fungi; Ascomycota; Eurotiomycetes; Chaetothyriales; Herpotrichiellaceae. Bases 1 to 801 code for a protein of 266 amino acids. The transcript is spliced from 2 exons. The record is from RefSeq and is a predicted model, not a curated record.